GUUUUCUUUCGUGUACUGGUGAUGAGAGUGAUUUACAUGUAAGGCAGUAUUAAGUUGAAGCCGCUCUGAAAGUUGCAUUGUAGUGUAAAGGGUUGUGAUUUUAACUGAUAAUAUAUGAUGCUGAAUAACUACCGCAAUAGUGAUUAAUUUUGACGGCGCGUUAAGAGAUAUCAGUAAUAUUAAUUUUAAUUUUACGACUGCAGUAAAGCGAGAUAAUCAAAAUAUAAUUAGAUAUAUGAGGACAAUCUUAACAUACCUAGAUAUAGACGGGUUGUGUCAAUAUUAGGAGAUAACUGAUUUAAACACUUAUUAGUUAGAUAUUGAAGUGGCCUUCUUCAUAUCUAUGGUUUUGCAAUAUUUAUUUGGUACAUAAGUAUGCAGUUUGUUAUGAUUUUCUAAAGCGAUUAGUAGUUUUCACAAAGAAAUAAUGGAUAAUACGUAUGUCAGUAUGGACCCGAAAGGUGGUUUGCGGACAAUGUACAGACGAAAAGGUCAAGUUCGAAAGUAUAUGUUUAUGAUAAUGACCACAGGAUAUCUUGCGUUGAUAUGUUUGUCUUUCGUUUUGAAAUCGGAGUAUCUAGAAAAACUGCAUGGAAAAACGUCUCGCGCAGGAGCUGGAAUCCACGAGGAAAGUGCCGGGAACGGAAGAUAUAAACGUCAGGCUGAUUUCACUACGCAAGAAUCCCUUGGUGCAGUCGGUGUUGAAGAAAAGAACUGUACCUCUCGAGCGAUCGAAGAGUUCCCUAAAAACUGGUUCACACUUAAGGAGACCCAGGAUGGGGCCAUUGCACUCCAUAUUGCCAUAGCACUGUACAUGUUUGGGGCUCUUGCAAUAGUUUGUGAUGACUACUUUGUGCCAUCUUUGGAAUUCAUUUGUGAACGACUUAACCUCCAGGAGGACGUUGCCGGGGCAACCUUCAUGGCGGCCGGAAGUUCUGCACCAGAAUUUUUCACUUCCGUUAUAGGUGUAUUUAUUGCCAAGAGUGACGUUGGAGUCGGUACGAUUGUCGGAUCAGCUGUCUUUAACAUUCUGUUCAUCAUCGGCGUCUGUGCAAUCUUUGCUGGCAUGGUGGUGAAGCUGACAUGGUACCCAAUGACUCGAGAUUGUCUGUUCUACCUAAUCUCAAUAGCAGCCCUUGUCAUAGUCAUCGACGACGAACAGGUCUACUGGUACGAAGGGCUAGUGCUGGUGAUCCUCUACAUGAUUUAUAUCUUGAUAAUGUAUUUCAACCGUUACCUGGAGGACAAGGCGAUACACUACAUGAAGCCCGUCAUCCGGUACUUUAGGAGUAAAGCAUGUAAAGACGUAGAGGCUGACGAAAAACAACCCCUCUCAGAGAAUUCUCUGGGCAGUAACUAUACAUCGGACAAGGCGAGCACAUCUUCUGCUGACCUGAAACCACAGCAAACUGGCUUCUCUGCAGCGAGUACAAGCUCAGAGGAGCCGAUUGUCCACCAUCCAGAAGAGGAAAAGCCAUACAAAUCCCCGUUUAUCGUUCCCGACGGGGCAGCACUACGUAUGUACUGGGUCAUUAUGAUGCCGCUGAAGUGUAUAUUCUUCGUAUCCAUCCCCGACUGCCGACGGGAGGGGGCGUGGCACAAGUUUUACAUAAUGACCUUUAUCAUGUCCAUUGUCUGGAUCGCAGCUUGUUCCUACCUCAUGGUGUGGAUGGUGACAAUCAUUGGAGACGCGCUUGACAUUCCUGACACGGUGAUGGGUUUAACCAUACUUGCCGCCGGAACCUCUGUACCCGACUGUCUCAGCAGUAUUUUCGUCGCAAGAGAUGGUUACGGCGAUAUGGCAGUAUCCAAUUCUAUCGGUAGUAACGUAUUCGACAUCUUAAUGUGUCUAGGGCUACCCUGGCUUCUCGACACAGCCAUCGUGAAAAAGGGCGACCCUCUCAUUAUCAACAGCGGAGGGAUCUCGUACUCGGCACUUAUUCUUCUGUUUACGGUUGCUUUUAUGUUAGUUUGUGUAAACCUCGCAAAGUGGAAACUUACAAAACCGUUUGGCGCUCUAUGUCUGGUUGUAUAUGUCAUUGUUAUAAGUAUAUCGUGCUUGUUUGAGUUAAACGUUUUUGGUGACUUCGUUGCAAAGUCCUGUCCGAGGUCGGAAUCCUAAUACGAAAUUAGUCUUGGUAAUUGCUUUGCAAAUAAAAUGCAACUAAUAUUUUAGAAGACUUUUAACAUUGUCUUCACUGUUGACUAAUUGCAAUAACAUGAAUUUGCCUGCCAUGAGUUCGGUUAAGUCUAACGAAAAAUGUGUUUACGGCAAGCGUUUACGAUUAGGUUCCUUGCUUGCGAUGAAUGCGACUGUUAGCCUUAGCGGAACUCAUAUUAGGGUUGGUAUUAGUAGUUACCAGUAUAUGUACGCUUUUUACAUUUUUACAUUAGACAUAUUACAUUUUACCCUUUUUCAAAUUAUUUCAACGUUUCUUUAGGAUGAAAAUAUCGCACAAGAUGAAUAUUAAAUAUCAUGAGCGCAGUUAUAUUUAAAGUAUAUUGUUAUGUUUGAUUAUUGUGAACUUCCCAUUUGACAUAUUAUAGUAAUAGUGUAUGUUUUUAAACACAUAAAAUGUGUUAAUAUUCACAAAUUGCUAUGAGUUAUUGCGGUAGCGCAUCUAACAAUGCAAUAUAUUUGAAAUAUGGUAUAUUGAUUGCCAUCAGUUUGGGAAAUAUUAGCAGUUUGAUUAGCUAUAUUGUAAAACUAUUUGUCAUUUCAUUUUUUGUUUGCGUUUUAUUGUCACCGAGCGAAUAGUCUUAUCUAAUUUACUCGUUAGCAGUGUUUGUAAAAAAAGUUAUUAUGACAACUUCAGCUACACAAAAGGAGAUUAAUUCUGUUUGCCAAAAUGAUAGAAAUUUGCAAUGGUUUUCGGACAAGACUAGCAUUAAACCAAUUUGGUUUCUAUUUUCAAUUGUUGGUCUUCAUCCAAUCUCAUAAUAAACAUACCCUAAUUAGGACCUGAGGUUACCACAGAGAAGGUCACUUUCUGGCGAGUUUACGAUGAGCCAAUCAGAUGCUUCUUUCCCGGAUAUCAUAAAAUAACGAGGUACUCAUAGUGACACGAUAUUCAGCUGGUAUCAGAGAUUUAGAUUAAUUAAGAAAAAUGUUCUUAAACCAUUUAUUAAGCUACUGUAAUCAAAACCGAAGACAUUGGUUAACAAUUUCUCUUUACCAUCCCCUUUUCUUCUUUUUUUGUCCGUUGCUAAUAUUAUGUUCAUACAUACAAACAGUAUGUACAGGAUGUAUAUUUACAUUUUGUUCUAAAUACUCUUAAUCAUGCAAUAAGCAUAAAACGUACGUAAACAGGCUCUUUUGGGGCAAUGAACAAUUAAAUUACUGUUAAUUGAAAGAUAUGUGACAUCGUUAGCGAAAAUGAGUCUUAUCCAAGGAGGCUGGAAAGAAACAAGAUUUGUUCAUUGAUCGGAUUGAAUUAGCAUAAUUCAACCUUUCCUUAAAAAGCAGGGAAACUGCUUUUGUGACUCUAUACGAUCAACUGAAAAAUCAAAAUGGUCCAUCCUAUACGUUUUCUCCUCAUGAUUCUAUUUUCCAACCUGUAUCACAAUUAUGUUAAGUUUGUUGUUGAUAUUGUUGAUUGUUGAUUUGUGUAUUAUUAAAGGAAAUGAAAUAAAGUAAUUCAUUGCAGA
Mya arenaria is the source of this 3648-nucleotide messenger RNA. RefSeq names its product sodium/potassium/calcium exchanger 4-like. Gene Ontology annotation, molecular function: calcium channel activity; calcium, potassium:sodium antiporter activity. Gene Ontology annotation, biological process: calcium ion transmembrane transport; intracellular calcium ion homeostasis. The record is from RefSeq and is a predicted model, not a curated record. Lineage: Eukaryota; Metazoa; Mollusca; Bivalvia; Myida; Myidae. Gene Ontology annotation, cellular component: membrane. Bases 428 to 2122 code for a protein of 564 amino acids. The transcript has 10 exons.